Messenger RNA from Macrosiphum euphorbiae (potato aphid), 591 nucleotides. Lineage: Eukaryota; Metazoa; Arthropoda; Insecta; Hemiptera; Aphididae. The record is from the annotation of a GenBank genome assembly.
AUGAACUCUGUUUCGACCGAGGAAACCGAUCAUAAUAAAAUGUCAAAGAAAGGAAUAAGGAAGUUUUUGCACAACCUGCAACCAUCAAGCUCCAGCAAGGAAAGCUUGGUGGGUGCUGGCAGGACAUCGCAGGACAUAGCAAUCGACGAUAAAACCUCAAAACCUGAACAGACAUUCGUCAAGACGGAAGAACAUGCUAAAGAAACAUCAGCUUCUGUUGUUUCGUCGCUGUACGUACAAUUGUUAAAUGAAGAUCUCACUUCUGAAGCUGGCCCGAGUGAAAAAUAUUGGGAAGUGAUCUCUGAACGUCGAAGAAAAGCUUUAUUAGAAGCAUUGGAAGAACAUCAACGAUUACAAGCAUUAGCUAUGGCUUUAGAAGAAGAGAAUUUGUCUUUGGGGGUAUCGGUUGAUAACACUACUCAUAUUGUCAACAUACUUAAGGAAAUGAUGAAUGAGGAGACUUCUGAUGACAAUCAUGAGCCAUCUAAUGAACAGGAAGAUAGUGAUUUGAGUACACCCGAUAGUUCAAGUGUUAAACAUAUACAUAAGAAAAUGAAGAGGUCACCAGAUGAUACUUCAGAUAUCGACUAA